Messenger RNA from Varroa destructor (honeybee mite), 3853 nucleotides. Its product is annotated as very long chain fatty acid elongase 7 pseudogene. Lineage: Eukaryota; Metazoa; Arthropoda; Arachnida; Mesostigmata; Varroidae. The record is from RefSeq and is a predicted model, not a curated record.
CAAUUUAGCUUACAAUAUCUAAUACUGUUUUGGUGUCAUUUUUGCCUUGUGUGAAAUACUGCCAAAGCACACUUUGUGCUAAUAAGACAUGCUGUUUAAAUAUUCAUUGCGAGGGUGCACGGAUACAAAGUACAAUAUGCACGUACAAGCAUGAUAUUCUUUACAUACUAUUUCAUAUUUGUUCGCGCAACGAAAAGGGUAAUUCAUUCGCUGCUUUUAAACGACUGAUCUUCGAUAUAUAUUGUUAUGAGCACUAGCAUUGGCUUCGAUCGUAUCAAGCAUUGCUGUUUUCUCAAACGUCGUAAAUGCUGGUUGAUACGUUCGAGUGUUUUUUGUCAAUGAUCUUGAAUUCAACGAUAACUUAUGAGAUCUCUGACUUUUUUGGGGGCAGCACGUUUCGCGGAUGCGCUCCCAACCUUCUGAAGUUUUUCUGAAGGAGUAAUCACGUCUGUGAUGCGCCCCGCGUGUUUUAAGAUGACUGUCGUGCCGUAAUUACUUCAUGAUUGCUCAUGAAUUAAGUCCAUCAGUGGAAUAUAUUGGAUUGGGACUUCUGUGCACGAAAUGUAGAACACCACGGUUUUCAACUGCUAGUAUCGCACCUAAUUUUCUGGUUUAUCCGAAAAAACUUGAUCGGUCAACUUCUAUCGACUAUCUACGACCCUUAUUUCUUUUUUUAUAUGAUCUGUAUAUAUUUUCACAGAUAUAGAUGGGGUACUAUUUACAUUAUUCAAUUUUGUAUGGAAAAGUAUAUAUGAAAUAUCUCGGCGCUCUUACCUUGGAAGGAACCCGAAGUGUCCCCUAUUGGAAAGUUUACAUUGACCCUGUCACACAAAGCAUAAUUGUUGAAAGAACUUUAAAUCAUCAUUCAUUAGAAGAUGAUCAUUGUCGUCUGUAAGAGAACGUUUUGAAAAACUGACGUGCCCGUUCAACUAAUUUUUUUAAGAAUUGCAGUCGGUACACUUGAGACUUUUGCAAAGUCGCCCAAAACACGGAGAGGAUGCACAUGUUGGUAUAAAACAAGUCUGUUUGACGUGUCACCCGUUUUGGGCAGUUGCUUCAGACCUCUAAUAGUAUAUUAACAGGCCUGACAUAUACAGCAGUGCGUCGUCUAGCAGAUAUGUAGAUUCCACCGAAUUUGUAUUUGUGCUUUUUCGCGAUCAUUUGCCAUUAACAUUACAUAUGGACGCCUAAUAAAAGCCACUUAGUUUUUUGCCGUUAUUCCGUUAUGAAUAUAAUUGUGAAUCAGUUUCGGCACUCUGCGUUGCAGCUUUCUCUGAUUACGCGUUGUCUUUUGGAAGCUUCAUUCACCUCGCCCUGUUAAUACGAACUUUUAUUAUUUCUUAUAAUCAUAUCAUGAACGUAUCUUAGUUAAACUAUGACCCUGGUUGUCGUUUGAGUAGAACGUAUUGGUCAACUAGCUGGUUAUAUUAUAAAGCUCAAGUGUUCGUACGUGCGGUUUACAUUACGCAGUACUUGCAGAACAUUUCUAAAUAUAUAUGGUUUAGAUAAUAUUUGUGUUAUUGUAUUUUGGUAGUCGAUGUAUUUUGUAAAUCUGCACACCGCGUUUCCUCUACGUCAACAUGGAAUGUAUGGUCGCAUUUCCCUGCUGUCGAUUAUUCUGAUUGUUUACACUAUAUAGAACGGAUCCCCACCGAUUACAACCCGGUUAUUGACGUGGUACAAGGAGAUCGGAAUCUCAAUCGGCCCAGCGAGGACACUUCAUGUGUGGUAUGAGUUUGGUGUUUCUAGUACAUCGUUAAUUUUGGAAGUGUACGAGAUUGGAAUCUUCAGUAGUUAGUCACUGGGUACUUUUUACCUUUAUUGGUUUCUAUGGCGGUGCCACAUUAGUCGGCUUACUUUCACGUCGCAAAAGAGUUUUUUUUCUCUAGAUUUUCUGAAACGAUAUGAAGGUUACUUGUUGAACUCUAUGGUUCCGGCCAAAAUAGAAUUUGUGUUCUGCAUUUAUUUACUCUUAUCCACCUGAAGUUUUUCAAGCAGGGACUGCGAUGUUCGUCACUUACAAUCAGUAUAUAACAAAUUAAUAGCAUAAGUAUGUAUUCGGCUAGCGUCUGUGUGGCCUUUGUCUGGACCGUUUUAACUACAACCUUGCUUUGUCUAUAGUUGCUACUGUAACGCAUAGAUUACUAUCGAAAGUAUGUUUCGCAGCCGUUGCAUUCCGUACCUUUUCCUUUCUCCCUUCUUCUCGAAUAAUCGGGCUGGGGUUCGUUAAUGUGCAAGGGUCCAUCACAUAGCUCUAUGUUGGGAAAAGGUGUAAGCUUUAAAUUGGCUUCACGGUCUUUUGCUACCUUGCUUCAAUCCAGAGACGUGUUGGCGCAGGACAACUGCGGUGCAGCAGCAGUGAUAUACGCAGAACAGCAUAGUGCCCUGCGACCGGCAGUCUGUGGUAGCAUUUACGGAAAGAAUAACAGUGACGACUUUCAUUCAUGUUCUUCUAACCUGCUAGCAGUGAGUUAUAGAGAAAAUGCCUAAACAGUCAAUGUUAUUCAGAGGAUUAGCAAUGCGACAUCGAGUGUACGGACAACUAGAUCCGCGGGUCAAGGAUUGGUUAUUUAUCGGUGACCCUCUGUUCCCGCUCGUUGUACUGGGAAGCUAUCUGAUGUUUGUCUAUAUCAUUGGACCUCGUUACAUGAAAAACCGUCAGCCCUACGAUCUUCGAUGGGCGAUCAAGGUGCACAAUCUGUUCAUGGUGUUUGCGAAUGCGUACUUCUUUAUUGAAUUUCCGAAAGCUGCUUAUUGCGGCGGAUACAAUCCACUAUGUCAGGGCAUGACGUACGCGACCGAUCCAGCAAGUCUGCGGAUAGUUGAGCUCGGCUGGUGGUACAUGCUUGUCCGCACUCUGGAUCUACUUGAUACGAUCUUCUUCGUGCUGCGCAAGAAGAACAGUCAUAUCACGUUCCAGCACGUUUCCCAUCACUUCUGCUGUCUUUUUACGGGACACAUAUUCUUAUCACUUGGUAUGGACGGCCAUCCGUGGUUCGGAGUGAGCCUUAAUGCUGGCAUCCAUGUCGUAAUGUAUACGUACUAUUUUCUAGCCGCACUUGGGCCCCACAUGAAGCCGUAUCUUUGGUGGAAGAAACAUCUGACCAUUGCUCAAAUUAUACAACAUUACCUUAUCAUUUUCCAUGGAAUAAUUCCUUAUUUCUACGAUUGCAAGUAUCCGAGGUUUCUUCUCAAUCUCGCUCUACCUCAAGGACUCUUAGGUCUCGGUCUAUUCAUCAAUCUCUACGCGUUGUCAUAUACUGGUAAGAAAAGCUGGAGCGACAUUUUCCUACAGGCUACGCCCUGUGUCCUCAGCGAUGAUAACGAUCCGAUGAAGUUCAAGCGACUCCAAGCUGAGCAAGAAGGCUUACUUGUUGGUGAACGUCUCAAAGAUAAGCAUAAUGAUUUCGACGUGAAGUGCCGUGCAAAACAAAUAAAGACAAACUAAUACGUGGAUAUGAAGGUCGGGCAAUGAAAUAUUAUUGUCUCAUGUGUAGUUGUCGACUCGCAUGAGUUGAAGGUCGCUUAUUUUGUAAUUUUUAGGAUACGUAUUGAAAACAAGUGCAACAGACCUCCAUAAAGGACUCGUGAGCUCUGUGAGUGCCUGAAACUCUGAUGCAGAAUAUAAAAAUCGUAUAUACUCUAUCAGGGUGUAGAGAGGUUCGAGUAUUGAAAGAAUUCAAGAAGGAUAGAGAAAUCAUACGUGUUCAACCAACGUUAAAUUUAAGCAGCAAUACUCAUCGUAGUCAAUAGUAUGGUUGAAUAUGCCCGCGCAAUUUUUGUCCUCAACGAGGGCAAGUGUUUUGUUCGUAAAGUAUACAUGAACGCAAACUAGCGUGUGAUAUAUUUAUAA